AUCUGACAGCUUGAUAACUUCAUCCACUGAUUUGUCCAGAGAAGACUUGAAAACUUUUGGAAAGACCUGCCUUCCUACCUGCCUGUUUGUUGUAACCAGUCUUCCUGCCUACAUACAGUAUCUACAAAAACCUGCCAGGCUCUGAACAACAAUGGCGAUGACCACAAUCUCUUCAUAUAACAUCAAUACGACAAAUAUGCCUGGAACAAAUGAAACAUAUACAAACCCGUAUGCUGAGCUGACACAGUCUCUUAACAUCAUGUCUCUCAUUAUUUACUGCCUGGCUUUUGUUCUUGGUGUGCUCGGUAACGGAAUGGUUAUCUGGGUGACGGGGUUUAAGAUGAAGAAAACAGUUAACUCAGUUUGGUUCCUCAACCUCGCUGUGGCCGACUUCCUCUUACUUAUAUCUCUGCCGCUGUCUGUGACAUACCUGGCGUUAGGUUUCCACUGGCCUUUUGGCAAGUUCAUGUGCAAACUCAACAGCACAUUGAAUUCCCUUAACAUUUUUGCCAGUGUCUACAUUCUGGUGGUGAUCAGUGUGGACAGAUAUGUUUCUGUUGUGUGGCCCAUCUGGGCACAGAACCAUCGUAAUGUACGCAAGGCAUCCCUUGUGAGUCUGGGUGUUUGGGUUCUGGCUCUGAUUCUCAGCAUACCGACCUUUGUUUUUAGGGACACUGUGUCAGCCUUUAAUAAUGUAGAGAUCAUCGUCUGCUAUAACAAUUUUGCCCACAAUUUGGCUCUGGCACAGUUUCGUCAACAGGCCAUGACCAUCACUCGCCUCCUCCUGGCAUUUGUUUUCCCCUUCACUGUCAUUGUGUCCUGUUACGCUGUGAUAAUCCAUCGUCUCAGAAGAAACCGCACCCUGGCCAGCAAGUCAAAUCGCCCAUUUAAGAUCAUCGCUGCAGUCAUUACCACUUUUUUCUUCUGCUGGGCCCCCUUUCACAUCUUAAGUCUGAUUGACCUGGUUCAUCAUCUAAACAAUUUUGCUUAUGAAGCACUAGACUAUGUCAUUACCAUUGGGAUCCCAAUAGCAACCAGCCUGGCCUUUUUAAACAGCUGCCUGAACCCACUGCUUUAUGUUUUUGUGGGCCAAGAUUUCAGGGACAAAAUCCGUAAAUCCAUCCUUACAGUACUGGAGACUGCCUUCCAGGAGGAUGAUUCUGGCUCUCACACCAACUCAACUGCAGUGAACACCAGUCACAGCAAAGAAAUGCAAAUCCGUAAUACUGAGUUGUAAGACUUUUCAUAACAUAAACAUUACAAAAAUCUAAAUUAAUCGAUAACUUGUUUUUAUAGUUGCUUGUCUCUUACAAAUUUGAGUCUAACUGUAAACAUUUUUCAACUUAGUAGUAGUAGUAGUAGUUUAUUCAAUGAGUAUUUACAAUGUAUCCCCAUUAAGACAUAUGUAGAUGGAAUAUUCAAAUUACAAAUAAAAUAUAUUCAGGGAUACGGUUUAUAGAAUUAUUUCAUCCCAACAGGGUUUGAUGUGCCAUUUCUUAAAAUAGCCCUUGUGCUAGAUAUUUUUGGGGCCCUGUAUAUAAUCUUAAAAUGUUUAUUUCUUGUGCUAUAGAGACCACCCGGCUGUCAUCUUAUAUGUAUAUUUAUAGUCAUGCUACACAAUUUAGAAGUUCAUUCUAAUUUAUUUGAUCUGAUUUUUUUUGUAAAUAACAAAACAAUAGCUUGACUUAAUUAUAGCUGUUGAAAUUAUGAAAUUAUUUGUUAAGUAAAUAAAUAAAAUACUGUCCAUUUAAUCACAUUGAAACAUCAACUUCACUGCAUGUUUUCCUUUUAGACAAAUAAAAAGACCAUUGAACUUAUUUAAAUAAGUGAACAAAAAAUAAAGUCAAUAAAUAAUGUUUCAUUCAGUAUGUAUGACGUCAUCUUUCUAUAUGCCUUGUUCUGUUCCCAUUGUAUUGAUUGUUGCUGCUUCAAUAUGAAUGUAGAAAAAGUGAAAAUGAUCAAAUGAGGCAUAAACUAAAGCUGGUAAAUGGUCAAAGAAAUGUGUUUCUUCUAUACAAAGGACGAGCACAUCGGAAUCACUCUUAAAAAUAAAUAAUUUUGAUCAACA
Messenger RNA from Labrus bergylta (ballan wrasse), 2068 nucleotides. RefSeq names its product chemerin-like receptor 1. Gene Ontology annotation, cellular component: plasma membrane. NCBI's taxonomy places the organism in Eukaryota, Metazoa, Chordata, Actinopteri, Labriformes, Labridae. Gene Ontology annotation, molecular function: complement receptor activity; G protein-coupled receptor activity. The record is from RefSeq and is a predicted model, not a curated record. Gene Ontology annotation, biological process: complement receptor mediated signaling pathway; phospholipase C-activating G protein-coupled receptor signaling pathway; positive regulation of cytosolic calcium ion concentration.